AUGCUCCGCUCCUCCCGCCUGGUGCUGUCCGCGCGCCGCUGCCUCGCCGUCCCGCACACCGUGCAGGUGGAAUGCCGAUCGAACGGCCAUGUGCCACUGCGCAUCCUGCAACGCCAACAGCAGCCCUCGCCCAUCCUUUUGUACCUCCCCCCAGGCCCCCUCCUCUCAGGCCACUCGCCGCUCGACCAAGAGGACAUUCUCCACCAGCUCCAGCAGGCGUCGGGCGCCACGGUAAUUUCCAUCGACUAUAGGCUGGGCCCCGAGCAUCGCUACCCCACUCCCGUCCACGAUGUGCUCACCGCUUACGACUGGGUGUUGGAGCACCUGGCCUCGCAACCCCAGCACUGCAGCCCCAACCGCCCGCACCUCGCCCGCAUCGGCGUCUGCGGCGAGCUCAUCGGUGGCAGUCUGGCGACCAUGCUGGCCUUGACCGAGUGCCAGUUGGCUUCGCAUCGCAUCGUCGCUGCCGCCGUGAACAACCCUGUCGUCGACUGGAUCUUCCCCUCGGAUUUGCAGGAGCUGCAGCACGACGAUGCCGAGUCAGAAAAUGUCUCAGCCUGGCUGGAAGACCUGGCACUUUCCAUGGGCGGCGGGAGCGUUCCCCGUGAGAAUAAGCUCAAGAAGAACCCUGCAACCCAGCCCUCUUCCUGGGACAGUUAUGCUCACAACCCCGCGCUCCCCAGCUCGGCAAUCGCGCAUGCGCGCAGCGAGCUCUUCCCCAACCCCGACGCCUACUUUGAUCGCUUCGCGUCGCCCAUCCACUUCUUUCGGACUCCAGGCAUCAACUACGUAGUGCCCGUCAAGACUGAGGAUGAUCUGGCAUCCGAAGUCCCCACCGAAUUCAACAUUAUGGACAGCGUUGAGCCUGUGCUUGAGGAGCGACGCAGAUCACAUCGCAUUUAUCCGCCAACGGGCUUGGCGCUAAGACUACCGCUGCUCAGCGUCAGCGUUGGGGAAGAGUCGGUGCUGUUAGAUCAGGCUGAAGAAUUCGUGCGGUUGAUGAAGAGGAGUAUGAGCAGGGACUUCGACAGCGAAGAUGAGGCGAAUAGAAGAGUUGGCCUGAGAUUAAGACCGGGCGCGGGACUAUGGAGCGGUCCGUUCCGUGGUCCAAAUUGGGAGAAAGAGAUUGGGGCUAUCGGUGCUUGGUUUGGCAGAGUCCUGGGCUAG
This is a messenger RNA of Lasiodiplodia theobromae, 1167 nucleotides long. Its product is annotated as Alpha beta hydrolase. The transcript has 3 exons. Bases 1 to 1167 code for a protein of 388 amino acids. The record is from RefSeq and is a predicted model, not a curated record. Gene Ontology annotation, molecular function: hydrolase activity. Lineage: Eukaryota; Fungi; Ascomycota; Dothideomycetes; Botryosphaeriales; Botryosphaeriaceae.